Acanthoscelides obtectus is the source of this 355-nucleotide messenger RNA. NCBI's taxonomy places the organism in Eukaryota, Metazoa, Arthropoda, Insecta, Coleoptera, Chrysomelidae. The record is from the annotation of a GenBank genome assembly.
CAUGGAGGACAUGGGCAUGGAGGCGGUCAUGGGGGCGGGCACGGGGGCGGACAUGGAGGCGGUCAAGUAUUGCACUUGCAUGGAGGCGACCCGUUGCCUAGCGGCGGAGGCGGAGGAGGAUAUGGAGGAGGCGGAGGUUUUGGAGGAGGCCACGAUGAUCACCAUGGAGGAGGUGGAGGAGGCUAUGGCGGAGGUGGUGGAUAUGGAGGAGGAGGCGGUUUUGGAGGAGGUCACGAUGAUCACCAUGACGGUGGAGGAGGAGGAGGAUACGGAGGCGGCGGCGGUUUCGGAGGAGGAGGUGGUUUUGGAGGAGGAGGAGGUCACGAUGAUCACCAUGGCGGUGGAGGCGGUCUAA